AUGGGCCAGGUCCAGCUCCCGGCAGCAUCCUCCUGCCCGCAGCUGGCCACCGGCCGGGCGGCCUCCCCACGGGAGCAGGAAGCGCUCUCCGCAUCCGCCCCUGCCCGCCUGGCCCCGGGCUUUUUUUAUAACAUAACUUGUGUUGAGCAGGACCGGGACAUCUUCUCCCCGAAGCCGUACUGGAAGGAGUUCAGGUUCGACCUGACCCAGGUGCCCACGGGCGAGUCGGUGACGGCCGCCGAGUUUCGCAUCUACAAGGCGCGGGGUGUAACUCGCCAUGCCAACACCACCCUCCACGUCAGCAUCUACGAGAUCGCCGCCGAGCACUCCAACAGGGAGUCUGACCUGUUCCUGCUGGAUGUCCAGGACCUGCGUGCUGGGACUGAGGGCUGGCUGGUGUUUGACGUCACGGCCGCCAGCAACCACUGGUUAGUGGAUCGGAAAUACAACCUGGGGCUGCGACUCUACGUGGAGACUGACGAUGGGCACAGCGUCGACCCGGGCUCGGCAGGGCUCCUGGGGCGCCGGGGACCCCGCUCCAAGCAGCCCUUCAUGGUGACGUUUUUCCGGGCGAGCCCCGGCCCCACACGCAUUACACGGGCAGCCAAGCCCCCGAGGAGGCGGCAGCCCAAGAAGACGAACGACCUCCCGCAUCCAAACAAGCUGCCAGGAAUUUUUGACGAUGUCCACGCCGCGGACGGGCGGCAGGUCUGCCGGCGCCAUGAGCUCUACGUCAGCUUUCAGGACCUCGGCUGGCUGGUACUUGUCUACUGGGAGAUUUCCCCGCAGGGGUACUCAGCCUACUACUGCGAGGGGGAGUGUGCUUUCCCGCUGGACUCCUGCAUGAACGCCACCAACCAUGCCAUCCUGCAGUCCCUGGUCCACCUGAUGAAGCCCGAGGCCGUGCCCAAGGCGUGCUGUGCCCCCACGAAGCUCAGUGCCACCUCCGUCCUCUACUACGACAGCAACAACAACGUCAUCCUGAAGAAGCACCGCAACAUGGUGGUGAAAUCCUGCGGCUGCCACUGACGGCCGGGUCCCAUCCCCAUCCCAUCCCAUCCCCAUCCCCAUCCCAUCCCAUCCCCACCAGAGCAAUGUGACACUGGGUUUCUGCUGCGUGUGUGGAAGAGGAAUUUCAUGGGCUGCAUCAUAGCGAAGUCCAUUAAUAAAUAGUAAGAAUAAAUCCCUCCCACCCCUUCCUAGAAGUGGAUGUAAAUAAUAUAAAACUUUUAUUCUCUUACCACACUUACUGAGACACAUACAUAUAUACAUAUAUAUAUAUAUAUAUAGGAAAGAGAGGAUUUGUGGCUGGUUCCGUGUCUGUUUUGUGCGUGGCUGAUGUGUUUUCCCCUCACGCUGCUGGCUCACAGGAUGCUGCAGUCUCCAGUGGAGGCAGUUUGGGCUGAAGGGUAAUUAGGCCAAGGGAGGCGGCAUCCGAGUUGCUCUGGGGUUGUUUCUAGCCAUGUAUGUCUAACUAACCCACCUCUACCCAGCGCUUUUAAUUCCUUUAAUGAAAACACCGUCGGCCAAUUAAAUAGCUGGCUGACUAACCCGCUCCUGUUUACGUAAAGUUCAGAAAAUUCAGCCAGUUGGAAAAAAAAAAAAAAAUCCAUAUUGAGCUACAACUCUGUUAUAAAAUAAACGCCUAGUUUGGAAAGUAAACACGUAGUUUCUCUUGCUCUUUGUUUUUUAAUAAAUGUCACGGCACAGCAGCGCUCUGUUGGGCGGACGGGAUUUCGCAAUGAAAAAAUACACCAGGAUCGG
This is a messenger RNA of Athene cunicularia (burrowing owl), 1764 nucleotides long. RefSeq names its product bone morphogenetic protein 8A-like. Gene Ontology annotation, biological process: SMAD protein signal transduction. The coding region runs from base 1 to 1029 and encodes 342 amino acids. The transcript is spliced from 8 exons. The record is from RefSeq and is a predicted model, not a curated record. Gene Ontology annotation, cellular component: extracellular region. Gene Ontology annotation, molecular function: growth factor activity; cytokine activity. NCBI's taxonomy places the organism in Eukaryota, Metazoa, Chordata, Aves, Strigiformes, Strigidae.